Molecule: messenger RNA, 2946 nt
Organism: Culicoides brevitarsis
Lineage: Eukaryota; Metazoa; Arthropoda; Insecta; Diptera; Ceratopogonidae
Gene: snu
Product: ABC transporter G family member 20
Exons: 13
Coding region: 263-2593 (776 amino acids)
Cellular component (GO): membrane
Molecular function (GO): ATP hydrolysis activity; ATP binding; ABC-type transporter activity
Source: RefSeq, a predicted model, not a curated record
GUAGAUCAGCUACAAAUCUUUAGGAAUUUCAUUUCAAAGUUGUCAUAAAUUUAAUAAAUAAAAUAAAUUUAUUGUUUUAAAAUCAGUAACGAAUAGCUUUGAGUUAUCAAAGUAAAAUUUUGAAGAAAAAAAGUUAAAAUUCUCUUAUUAAAAGAGAAACCCGUAUUUCCAUUAAAACUGGAACACUAUAUAAGUGUAUUUGUAUAUAUAGUAUAUAUUAUAUACUCUGGUGCCUUUGUUUUAAAGUAAAACAUUCCAAAUCAUGGAUCCAUCCACUAAUGAUGGAAAUAGAUUGAAAAAAAUGUUUAGUUGGGUUGAACCACAAGUCAACAAUCCUGGUCUAAACAACACAAACAUGGAGGACGGCAGUACAACUUGGAGUCGCCAGCAAAAUGCUGUGUCAGUUCGCCAUGCUUUUAAAUCAUAUGGAGGAAAAUCCAAACGUAAUCAAGUACUUUCAAAUCUCAAUAUGACGGUAGCUAAAGGGACAAUCUAUGGAUUGCUGGGAGCCUCCGGUUGCGGUAAAACAACUUUACUGUCAUGCAUUGUGGGAAGACGUAGACUUAACUCUGGUGAAAUAUGGGUACUUGGAGGAAAGCCAGGAACAAAAGGAUCAGGUGUUCCGGGAAAAAGAGUUGGCUAUAUGCCGCAAGAAAUUGCAUUGUAUGGCGAGUUUUCAAUUAAAGAAACGAUGACUUAUUUUGGUUGGAUUUUUGGAAUGCAAACGUCAGAAAUCAUCGAAAGAUUACAUUUUUUGUUGAAUUUUUUGGAUUUGCCAUCAGAAAACAGAUUGGUUAAAAAUCUAAGUGGUGGACAACAAAGACGAGUUUCAUUCGCGGUUGCACUCAUGCAUGAUCCUGAAUUAUUAAUCCUUGAUGAACCAACGGUUGGAGUAGAUCCGCUUCUUCGACAAAGUAUUUGGAAUCAUUUGGUUCAUAUCACAAAAACUGGUCAAAAAACAGUUAUAAUAACAACACAUUAUAUUGAAGAAGCUAGACAAGCUCAUACGAUUGGUUUGAUGCGAUCUGGUCGAUUGUUGGCAGAAGAAUCUCCUCAGGUUUUACUUUCAAUGUAUCGUUGUCAAAAUCUAGAAGAUGUUUUUCUUAAGCUAUCUAGAAAACAAGGACAAUCGGUUACUCCUGCAGAAUUGAAUAUAAGCAAUAAUAUAUCACUUUCAGCUUUGGCUUUUGGCAAUAAGAAAGACAAUCCUGUCUACGUAAGUCAAGAAAGCGGUGUAGUCGGAUUGAAUUUUCAUCAAAGUAAGGAAGUAUUGGUUACCGAAACUAACGGAUCUGUAUAUGGACUUAAUGGCGAAGGCAGUCAUCACAAUAAUAGUAUAGCUAAUGUUGAUUGUAACGAAUGCAGCGACUGCAGCGGUUGUUUGAAUAUUACAUCUCGAGGAAAAAUGAGAGCACUUCUCCAAAAAAACUUUUUACGUAUGUGGCGAAAUGUUGGAGUCAUGCUCUUUAUAUUUGCCUUGCCAGUUAUGCAAGUUAUCCUUUUUUGUCUGGCUAUCGGGCGAGAUCCGACUGGAUUAAAAUUAGCAAUAGUGAAUCAUGAAAUGAAUGGAACAAAUACAGAGUGCGAGUUCGAACCUGGUUGUAGUUUUACAAAUUUAUCGUGUCGAUAUUUAAAUCAUUUGAACACAAGUAUAAUAAAGGAAUAUUACGACGAUCAAGACGCGGCACUUGAAGCUGUAAGAAUGGGCAAUGCAUGGGGUGCAUUAUAUUUUACAGAAAACUUUACGGAUGCUUUAGUAGCUCGUAUUGCUUUAGGAAGAGACGCUGACGAUGAAACUUUAGAUCAAUCAGAAAUUAGAGUUUGGUUAGACAUGUCUAAUCAACAAAUUGGUAUAAUGUUAAACAGAGAUCUUCAGAUAUCAUACAAGGAAUUUGCUCAGGACUUAUUGAAAGCAUGCGACAACAACCCGAAACUUGGCGACGUACCUAUACAAUUCAAGGAGCCUAUAUAUGGAACAAACGAUCCAUCAUUUACAGAUUUUGUUGCCCCUGGUGUAAUUUUAACAAUUGUGUUUUUCUUAGCAGUAGCGCUUACUUCUUCUGCAUUAAUUAUUGAAAGAACAGAGGGUCUACUAGAUAGAUCGUGGGUAGCUGGAGUAACACCCACUGAAAUCCUUUUUUCACAUGUAGUUACACAAUUCGUAGUAAUGUGCGGACAGACAGCUCUAGUUUUAAUUUUUAUGAUAAUUGUCUUUGGUGUAACAAACAAUGGAGAAAUAUCAUUAGUUAUUGCAUUGACGUUGCUUCAAGGCUUGUGUGGAAUGUGCUUUGGAUUUGUUAUUUCAGCUAUCUGUGAAUUGGAAAGGAAUGCUAUUCAAUUGGCUUUGGGUUCUUUUUAUCCAACACUAUUGUUGUCUGGAGUGAUUUGGCCUAUAGAAGGAAUGCCCCUGUAUUUGAGGUAUAUAUCACAGUGUUUGCCACUCACUAUGGCUACUACAUCUCUAAGAUCUAUUUUAACACGUGGAUGGUCCUUCAGCGAGUUUGAUGUUUAUAUGGGUUUCAUUUCCUCAAUACUUUGGAUAUUUCUCUUCUUAGUCAUAACAGUUAUUACCCUAAAAGUUAAAAGAGGAUAAGUUGUUGUGCAUCUCGACAAAUAAUUUUACAUGCAAAAAUGAAUUAUGGAAACUUUUUCUAUAUGAUUUCGGUUAUGAAAUGUCUACUAUUUAUGUUAGAAUAGUUGAUUUCAAUCAAAUCAAUUUAUCCAAUUUUUAAAUUUUAUUUUUAUACUUCAAUGGAAUGUGGAAAUUAUUAGGUAUUGUAUAGUCGGUAAUAACUGAUUGCUCAUUCUAUUUUAAUCAAAGGGCUCAAUCAAAUUUUCUAAAUUUUUCAAAUAUAUUUUUUUUUAUUUAAACAUAAAUAAAUAAAUAAAUAAUCUAUUUGAUUAACAUUGUAUGAGGAAUAAAUAUUUAUAUAAAUAAAAAUGAAA